This is a messenger RNA of Aspergillus pseudotamarii, 693 nucleotides long. RefSeq names its product heme-dependent oxidative N-demethylase family protein. The record is from RefSeq and is a predicted model, not a curated record. The transcript has 2 exons. Bases 1 to 693 code for a protein of 230 amino acids. NCBI's taxonomy places the organism in Eukaryota, Fungi, Ascomycota, Eurotiomycetes, Eurotiales, Aspergillaceae.
AUGGGUCGUGUCGCAAGUGAUGACCUAGAUGCGGGCGAGCCACACUGCUAUCCACCAGUUGAGCCUCUUCCAGAUUUCGAUUGGAAGACGAAAGAGCCGGUUAAGAUUCGGCCAUUCAAGCCGAAAUACCAUCUUACUAUGAGCAUCCAGGAAGGGACAGUCAGCGAGCUUAUCGAGAUAGACAAGAACUAUCUCGAUCGUAUAAACCUACGCAAGAGAAUCAUGACAGAGCAUCCUGAGACAGUACUGGCCGCGGAGGGUUGUGUCAAGCCAGCAGUCGACGAAUUUUACACCUGGCUGGUGGGAACAUAUCUCCCAACACGAUACCCUCGUAUGUUUCAGUUGCGGUCAUCCGUAGGGGAGAAGCCAAAUUUCUUGCACAGCCUGGUCACAGACGAGACAUUUCCUUUAUCCCCUGAAGAGAACCCCUUGGAUACCUUGCGGGUCAUGGGCGGCCUAAUUGAGGAUGACCUUCUUUUUCUAGUGCCAUCCAAUGAUGGAGAUGGCUUUACCCUCAGAGGUUUUGUGACAUGCUUCCCCAAUGGCUUCAACACUUCGAAGAAGUUGGGCCUUAAACUCCGGGAUAUCCAUAAGCCUGUUCCACAGUACAAAGAAAAACUGGAGAAGAGCAUGGAUCGCUUUUUUUUAAAGCUUGGAGUAGGCAGGUUUAUCAAACGCGCCAAUGUGAGUUGA